AUGGCGCUCCCACUCAAGCGCGUUCCGCUCAUCGACUUCACGUGGUCAGAAGCUGGAUCUCACGAUGAAGGUAGAACCAAGAUUCCCACAAAUAUCCAUCUCGAUCUGCUUACCGCCAACCGUAUACCAGAUCCAUUCAUUGGAAUGAAUGAGAAACUUGUCCAAUGGGUUCACUCAAAGGACUGGGUGUAUAAAUGCGAGUAUCAAAUAGAACCCAUUCGGACGGGAGAGAAGGUGGAUUUAGUGUUUGAUGGCCUCGAUACCUUUGCAACAGUGGCCUUAAAUGGCAAGGAGAUCCUGAAGUCUGACAACAUGUUUGUUCCGCAUCGAAUUGAUGUUGGAAAAAUGCUGGAAAAUACAAACGAGUUAAAGAUUCUGUUCGAAUCAGCUUUCAACAGAGGAGAAGCUCUGCGAGAGGAGCGUGGACACCUGCUUUGCUGGAACGGCCACUAUUCUAGAGUUUAUAUGCGUAAGGCUCAGUACCAUUUUGGCUGGGAUUGGGGUCCUUCUCUUGUGACAUGCGGUCCCUGGAGGCCAAUUACGAUUGAAAGGUACUUUAUACGUAUCAGCGAUGUUGAUAUUGAGAUUCAGGUGGCAGAGAAUCUCAAGUCCGCCACUAUCAGAGUUGGAGUGCAUGUUGAAGGUAGCAUACCAGCCGGCCAUCAGGUUGAUUUGGAUUUGCUUGAUCCAAAGGGGGUCAAAUUGGUAACGAAACGGAUUACAGAUGGUGUAGCUAUCAUUCCAGUUUCGAACCCCCAGUUGUGGUUUCCACAUACCCACGGAAGUCAACCCCUCUACCAAGUUGUGAUCAAAAUUGUUGCUCCUUCUGCGGAAGUCCUAGACACGCAGUCAAAGACCAUAGGUUUCCGUCGUGUACGACUUAUUCAAACUCCAUUGUCCGAGGGAUCCACGUUCUACUUCGAGGUCAACAACAUUCCAAUGUUUAUGGGAGGAAGCAACUGGAUUCCUGGAGACAAUUUCCUGCCGCGCAUGACUCCAGAGAGAUAUACUCGGUUGAUUGAUUUAGCAGUACAGGGAAACCAGAACAUGCUUCGGGUCUGGGGUGGCGGCAUUUAUGAAGAUGAAGCAUUUUAUGAUGCUUGUAAUCGCCGUGGAGUACUCGUAUGGCAAGAUUUUUGCUUUGCAUGUGGCCAAUAUCCAUCUGAUGACGACUUCGUGGAGAGCGUCAAGAAAGAGGCAAUUGCAGCAUUGAAAAGAUUGAGAACGCACCCAUCGUUGGCCAUUCUCGCUGGAAACAACGAAGAUUAUCAAGUGGCGAAUGAGGGUUUACACCAUGACAUGAAGACUCCUGAAAGCGAAUGGCGGAACACAACCUUUGGCGCUCGACAUAUCUACGAGCGAGUCCUGCCAGAUUUGGUCGAAGAACAUGCCCCCGGGAUGAUUUACUGGCCUGGAUCGCCUUUCGGUGGGGUUGACAACAAUAGCGAUCGAACGAUCGGCGACGUUCACAUAUGGAAUGUCUCGAGUGGCAUGCUUCUCCCAUAUCAAAGAUAUCCUGAAAUAGCAGGGCGUUUUGUGUCGGAAUUUGGAAUGCUCUCCUGUCCACAUAUUGAGACUGUCAAAGAGGCAUUCUUCGGAAACUCCAAGGACAUGCAUCCUCAGAGUGAAGCAUUUGAGUUUCAUUGCAAAGCAACCUCCUACGAGAAGCGCAUGUUUACUUGCAUGGGCGAGAACUUUCGUCUCUCGUUUGACUUGGACACAUAUGUGUACCUCACACAGCUCCUUCAGAGCGAGUCCAUGGGGUUUGCCUUUCGAGGAUGGAGAAGGAAAUUCGGAGAUAGAGAGUGUGGUGGUGCUUUGACAAACGAUAGCUGGCCGGUCAGCAGUUGGUCAAUCAUAGACUACUAUGAGCGGCCAAAGCCAGCAUAUUACGUGAUCGCUCGCGCUCUCACGCCUCUCGCUGUCGGUGUAAUACGCAGGAACAAACACAAUCCGAGGCCAAAUCUUCAGCAUGAAUCGUACGUGAAGUCAAAGACUAAGGCAGAAUCAGCAGGAGUGCUUGCACAUGCUACGCCUCACGUCUACCCGCCUCGAGAAUCAACAUUCUCAGUCUGGGUUGCAAAUUCCGGAGUCACUGAAAGGAGGCUGACCGUGGAGCUUCGUUUUAUCAGUAUCUCUACCGGAAAAGAGGUGCGAGAGGCUAUAACGCACGCGGUUGUUGCGACGCCGAUGGGGACCACGGAAAUUCUGCAAGGCGAAACUCCUGAGGACGAGCCGACAGUCUUAGCUACACGACUUUUUGACGAAUAUGGCAAUUGCAUCUCAAGAGAAAUGGACUGGCCACAGCCGCUCAAACAUAUCAUGUUUCCUGACCGUGGCCUAAAGAUUCAGGUUGAUGGUGAAUACAUUACCGUGUCUGCUGAAAGGCCAGUGAAAGGUUUGGUGCUGCUGAAUGUCGGAGCAGGGUGGAGUGACAAUUGUCUUGAUGUGGCUCCGGGAGAUACGCAGCAUCUGGUCGCGAAAGGACUUAAAGAGCCGGUCAAGUAUAUAUACUAUGGGUUAAACGAUUAG
Venustampulla echinocandica is the source of this 2532-nucleotide messenger RNA. Its product is annotated as Glycoside hydrolase family 2 protein. The coding region runs from base 1 to 2532 and encodes 843 amino acids. The transcript has 4 exons. The record is from RefSeq and is a predicted model, not a curated record. Gene Ontology annotation, biological process: glycoprotein catabolic process; carbohydrate metabolic process. Gene Ontology annotation, molecular function: beta-mannosidase activity. NCBI's taxonomy places the organism in Eukaryota, Fungi, Ascomycota, Leotiomycetes, Helotiales, Pleuroascaceae.